GCUGUGGUAGCGAUAUCUGACUUUCUGACAGCUACUACACACUUAAGUUUAAGAGAAAGUCUCUCAGAUCUCAAAGAAAAUGUACUCACGCUCAGACAGCAUGACUCUGACUGUUCAGCAGGAGAGAUUCGCCUUCCCCAGGGUGGCGACCCGCAGCACGGAGCCCGAGGUCUUCACCUUCGAGCGGAUGCCGGCUCAAGCCACCGCUAUGCGCUCCUACGUGCCCAUCCGGCCGAAGAAGCGCUGCACUCGGGUUAUGUACCCCGCUAAAGUCCGCAUGCACCUUCCACCACCGGAGAAGAGCCAGGCCAAGCGCUGGCUGGUCAUCCUGUGCCUGGUGGUGCUGUGGCAGAUCUACACCGAGGAGCCCUGCGCAGAGACGCCGCUGGGCAGCGCAGACAGUCCGAUCAGCGACUAUCAAGGUUUCCCCUUCCAGUCUGCGGAGGAGCAAGCGAGACAGCUCAAAGAGCUCACUCCCAGCACCGAGCCGCUGACGGGCUCACCAACCAGCUGUGAGGACGACAGUUCCACGGAACAGGUCAUCCCGAACACCACCUGCACCCAGCCCGUCGAGGAGGCAGAGACCAGCCGGCAUUUCGAGCAGAGCGCUGGGAAGAGCUACAUGGUGGCUCUGCUGGUCUAUCACAGACUGGGCAGCGACAACUAAAAGACUCUCAGAACUGGUUUAACUAUCUGUCCGAGUUUCUGGGAUUGAAAACCGGCCGAAUAGGAAUUGAUCCUGAGUAGCCUCUGGAGAGCAGCGGUGCGCCCAGCGCGGCGCAGGCGAGAGGAAGCUCCGUGCGUCGGCAUCUCCCUGCCAGCAGUCCCCCUGAGAACGGAGGAGGACGCAGUCUGGAAUGUGACACUUGAAAGAAAGAAAGAAAGAAAGAAAGAACUGUGAACACUUACAACAAACUGAACAUACUUGAACUGAAAACUUGAAUUGAACUGUGUGACUCUCAGUAUAUUCACAUAGACUGUAACUGCACUAACAGGCCUGCGGGCAAACUGGCUGUUUUACAAGUUGAAUUAUGUUACUGUCACUACUGUAGGCCAACCGAAACACUUUCUGUUGUUUAAAUGUCUUAUUUAGUUAUUUAUUCUAUUAUUUGCUAUUUAUUGAUUCAUAAUUUUAAUUAAAAAAAUGUCUAAAACU
Messenger RNA from Scatophagus argus, 1156 nucleotides. It is a transcript of the gene ier3, whose product is annotated as immediate early response 3. Bases 80 to 667 code for a protein of 195 amino acids. Gene Ontology annotation, biological process: negative regulation of apoptotic process. The transcript has a single exon. The record is from RefSeq and is a predicted model, not a curated record. NCBI's taxonomy places the organism in Eukaryota, Metazoa, Chordata, Actinopteri, Scatophagidae.